CUCGGCCAGUGAAACCUCAAAGUUCGCUUCUAGAAGUUGCGGGGUGGCCUGGGGUGCUGGGCGGGGUGGGGGCAGGGACCGGUGCUCACAGAACUCCCCCCCAGGUCCCCCAUAACAUCAACUUCCGAGAGAAGAAGCCUAAGCUGUCCAAGAAGAAGGCGGAGGGUGGCAGCGCUGAGGAGGGGGCCGCGGCCCGUGGGCGAGUGGCGCGCUUCCGCUACUUCGAGGACAUUUACGGCUACUCGGGGGUCUUCAUCUGUGGGCCUUCUCCUCACUGGCUCCUGGUGACCAGCCGGGGGGCCCUGCGGCUGCACCCCAUGGGCAUCGACGGCCCCAUCGACUCCUUCGCCCCGUUCCACAACGUCAACUGCCCCCGCGGCUUCCUGUACUUCAACAGACAGGGCGAGCUGAGGAUCAGCGUCCUGCCGGCCUACUUGUCUUACGAUGCCCCGUGGCCCGUCAGGAAGAUCCCGCUGCGCUGCACAGCCCACUAUGUGGCCUACCACGUGGAGUCCAAGGUAUACGCUGUGGCCACCAGCACCAACACUGCGUGCACCCGGAUUCCACGCAUGACGGGCGAGGAGAAGGAGUUUGAGACCAUCGAGAGAGAUGACCGCUACAUCCACCCCCAGCAGGAGGCCUUCUCCAUCCAGCUCAUCUCCCCCGUCAGCUGGGAGGCCAUCCCCAAUGCCAGGAUCGAGCUGGAGGAGUGGGAGCACGUGACCUGCAUGAAGACGGUGUCGCUGCGCAGCGAGGAGACCGUGUCCGGCCUCAAAGGCUAUGUGGCCGCGGGGACCUGCCUCAUGCAGGGGGAGGAGGUCACCUGCCGCGGGCGGAUCCUGAUCAUGGACGUGAUCGAGGUGGUGCCCGAGCCUGGCCAGCCCCUGACCAAGAACAAGUUCAAGGUCCUGUACGAAAAGGAGCAGAAGGGGCCCGUGACCGCCCUUUGCCACUGCAACGGCCACCUGGUGUCGGCCAUUGGCCAGAAGAUCUUCCUGUGGAGCCUGCGUGCCAGCGAGCUGACGGGCAUGGCCUUCAUCGACACCCAGCUGUACAUCCACCAGAUGAUCAGCAUCAAGAACUUCAUCUUGGCCGCUGACGUCAUGAAGAGCAUCUCGCUGCUGCGCUACCAGGAGGACAGCAAGACGCUCAGCCUCGUCUCCCGGGACGCCAAGCCCCUGGAAGUGUACAGCGUGGACUUCAUGGUGGACAGCACCCAACUGGGCUUCCUGGUGUCUGACCGUGACCGCAACCUCAUGGUGUACAUGUACCUGCCGGAGGCCAAGGAGAGCUUUGGUGGCAUGCGCCUGCUGCGUCGGGCAGACUUCCACGUGGGUGCCCACGUGAACACCUUCUGGAGGACCCCGUGCCGAGGUGCUGCUGAGGGGCCCAGCAAGAAGUCGGUCAUGUGGGAGAACAAGCACAUAACGUGGUUCGCCACUCUCGACGGCGGCAUCGGGCUCCUGCUGCCCAUGCAGGAGAAGACCUACCGGCGGCUACUGAUGCUGCAGAAUGCGCUGACCACCAUGCUGCCCCACCACGCUGGCCUCAACCCCCGCGCCUUUCGGAUGCUGCACGUGGACCGGCGCACCCUGCAGAAUGCCGUGCGGAACAUCCUGGACGGAGAGCUGCUCAACCGCUACCUGUACUUGAGCACCAUGGAGCGCAGCGAGCUGGCCAAGAAGAUCGGCACCACACCUGACAUUAUCCUGGAUGACCUGUUAGAGACGGACCGGGUCACUGCCCACUUCUAGACCCCUGGAUACAGCCACUGCCACCACCCCUUUUUGUACAAAACACAGGAGAAAGAUUUGUUUGGUUUGA
This is a messenger RNA of Myotis lucifugus (little brown bat), 1824 nucleotides long. RefSeq names its product cleavage and polyadenylation specific factor 1 (gene CPSF1). The annotation marks the transcript as partial. Gene Ontology annotation, cellular component: nucleus; mRNA cleavage and polyadenylation specificity factor complex. The transcript has 13 exons. NCBI's taxonomy places the organism in Eukaryota, Metazoa, Chordata, Mammalia, Chiroptera, Vespertilionidae. Gene Ontology annotation, molecular function: protein binding; nucleic acid binding. The record is from RefSeq and is a predicted model, not a curated record.